UUUAUAUCAAAAGGGAUCACAGUGUGAAAGGGCAAAGAAAAAAAUAAAGAAAAAAGGAAGAGAAAACCUAAAGUGUAAUAGAGGAAGCUAAGCUAAGAAAAAAAAAAAAAAAAAAAAAUAGAAUGAAAAGUUAAAUCAAUUGGAAGAAAAAACAGACAGUAAGCGAAAAGUGUUUCUGAGGAUUUUCUGAGCAAAUCAUUGAUAUUGCGAACCUAAAAAAGUUUUGCUAAUCAAAAUAUAACGCCCCUUCAAAUAAAUUUCAUGUUUCCUGUUUAAACAAACAAAAAAAAAAAAAAACAAAUUUAUAAACAUUAAAAUUUCUUUGACAAAGGCUCGCUCGAGCAACGGUCAACGAGGGGUGAGGUCAUCUGUUUCGAUUUUCUUAUUUCAUCAAUCUAUUACCCAUUAGGUUGUGACGGCAAAUUGUGAAAUAAAAACAGAAUAGAAAAAAAAAAAAAAUAAAGCUCAAUAGAAAUAUUACUCACCCAUUAUUGUUAAGGUGACAAAAUCAAAAAAAAAAAAAAAAAAUUUCAUUUAGAAAAACAGUUUCUCGGUUAAGAAGUUUUUAUUUUGGUUUUCGGCAAAAUCUAAACCUAAAAAGUUCAAAUAAAAAAUUUAUCCCGGUACUACGUUGCUUAGUGGCUAUAAAAAGAUAAUAUUAAACCAACCAACCCUAAGUGCAUAUUCCAAGUGCUGUAAGAGAAGAGUGCGUUUUUAAGUCAAAUUAAUCUUGAUUCACUUAAAUAUCACGUAAAUAAGAAUAAUGGGUCUUUUAAGUGAAGGCAGCCCUUUGUCUUGGGAGGAAACAAAAGGUUUAGCCGAACACGUACGGGAGCAUGGUGUUCAGCAGUUCAUAAAUCUUUAUCAUAGAUUAAAGGAUCGUCAAGGCGAUGUACUCAAAUGGGGCGAUGAAGUUGAGUAUAUCAUCGUAAAAUUUGACGAUCAGCAAAAGGUGGCUCGGGUCUCUUUAAAAGCAAGAGAGCUGUUGGCCAAACUUAAUGAAAAGGAGCAUGCCGAUCCGACGGGUGUAAAGUCAUUAUGGCGUCCCGAAUAUGGCGCCUACAUGAUUGAGGGAACACCAGGCAAACCGUUUGGCGGUUUAUUAGCUCACUUUAACGUGGUCGAGGCUAAUAUGCGUUAUCGCCGUGAAGAAGUAACCGAACUGCUCGAUCCUGAUGAAUGCGUUAUGUCUAUUACGAAUUUUCCACGUUUAGGUUGCAAACAAUUCACGCAUCCGAUUUGCAAUCCUAGCCCCGAUGAUGUGUUUAGCGCCGCGCGAUCUUUAUAUUUUCCCGAUGAGGCUAUAUACCCAGGUCAUCCACGCUUUAAAACUUUAACGCGUAAUAUACGUAUGCGACGCGGCGAAAAGGUUGCGAUCAAAUUAAAAGUCUAUAAAGAUAUAAAUACCAAAUUACCGGUGGAGGGCAGUCCACCUAAUGAACCGGAUGUAGUCCUGCUCGAUGCUAUGGGUUUUGGCAUGGGUUGCUGUUGUUUGCAAUUAACAUUCCAAGCGUGCAACAUAACGGAAGCUCGUACUCUAUACGAUCAAUUGGCACCACUAUGUCCUAUUAUGCUCGCUCUUACUGCUGCCUCACCCAUCUAUCGCGGUUAUCUCACGGAAUCGGAUUGCCGCUGGAAUGUUAUAAGUUCCUCAGUGGACUGUCGCACACCAGAGGAGCGCGGUCUCAAGCCAUUGGAAGAGAAGAAGUUUCGUAUUGCCAAAUCUCGAUACGAUUCCAUUGAUCUGUAUCUAUCACCGGAAAGUGAAAAAUACAAUGAUGUCCCAGUUAUAUACGAUGAUAAAAUUUAUCAGCGUUUACGUGACGGUGGUAUAGAUCACUUAUUGGCCCAACAUGUGGCUCAUCUUUUUAUACGUGACACGGUAUCUCUGUUUAGCGAGAAAGUGCAUCAAAACGAUGAAGAAGAUUCCGAUCAUUUCGAAAAUAUACAAUCAACCAAUUGGCAGACAAUGCGCUUCAAACCGCCACCUCCGAAUUCUUCAAUUGGUUGGCGCGUAGAAUUUAGGCCUUGUGAGGCACAAAUCAGCGAUUUCGAGAACGCUGCGUUUGUAUGUUUCGUGGUAUUGUUGACACGCGUCAUAUUAUCGUAUCAGUUAAAUUUUCUGGUACCAAUUAGUAAAGUGGAUGAAAAUAUGCAAACCGCUCAAAAGCGAGAUGCUUGCCGUACGGAGAAAUUUUGGUUUCGCAAAAAUAUACGCAAAACUCCAAAUCAAUCGAAUGGUUAUACGAUGAACGAUGUUGAUCCCAAUAGCCUACAUGUUACCAACGAAACUACAAACGGUGAUGUUGACAUUGACAAAACACACGCAAUGGGCACAAACGGUUAUGCAAAUCGGCAAGAAACUGAAUUUGAAUUAAUGACUAUAGGGGAGAUUUUUAAUGGCAAACCGGACACGUUUCCCGGUUUGGUGCCUUUGAUACGUCGAUAUUUACAAUCAAUGGAAGUGGAUACCGACACUCACUGUACCAUUGAACAAUACUUAAGAUUUAUACAGAAACGAGCAUCCGGCGAUUUGUUUACAACAGCCACCUGGUUACGCGAACAAGUCCUUAAUCAUUCAGAUUACAAAAAAGAUUCCUUGGUGAGCGAUCUUAUUAGCUACGAUAUUUUAAAGAAAAUUGAACAAAUACAAUUGGGCAAAGUUAACGAACCAACUUUGUUGGGACAGUGCAAUCGUACAAAGACAAAAGACGUUAUACCGCCAGCCAUACAAAAGCACUUAAAUGGUUGUUGCGAAAGUAAAUGACCAAAUGAAUUGCUUGCCGCCACAACUACAGCCGGUCACCACCGAACACAGUAACAUUGCCACACAAAGACAUAGCAAACAAAAAAUAUAUAUAUAUCAAGCGAAGCUGACAGAAAAAAUUAAAACCAAAUUCCUAAGAGUUUAUGCUUUUCGCUUAAAUUACCAAAGGAAAAAAAUCAAACAUGUUACAAUUGAAAGUCAAAUAUGGUGAUGGCAAGUGUGCGGUGGAAAUUACUUAAAAAGGUAUAAAGAGUGAACUGGAAGACUUGUUUUGCUGUUUUUUUUUUUAGAACCAUUAAUGAUACCGUCAGUCCUGCAAAUCUUUAUAUGUGUAUAUAAGGUCUAUUAUCAAUUGUAAAUGGUAAAAUCCCACUGCAUUCGGAGGACUAGAGCGAACAGCAGAGGUGGCCAGCUUAGAGUUUUGCAGAAAAAAAAAAAAUUAUAAUAAAUAAAUAA
This is a messenger RNA of Glossina fuscipes, 3223 nucleotides long. It is a transcript of the gene Gclc, whose product is annotated as glutamate--cysteine ligase. The coding region runs from base 764 to 2767 and encodes 667 amino acids. The record is from RefSeq and is a predicted model, not a curated record. NCBI's taxonomy places the organism in Eukaryota, Metazoa, Arthropoda, Insecta, Diptera, Glossinidae. Gene Ontology annotation, cellular component: glutamate-cysteine ligase complex. Gene Ontology annotation, molecular function: glutamate-cysteine ligase activity. The transcript is spliced from 4 exons. Gene Ontology annotation, biological process: glutathione biosynthetic process.